Messenger RNA from Amoebophrya sp. A25, 607 nucleotides. The record is from the annotation of a GenBank genome assembly. Lineage: Eukaryota; Dinophyceae; Syndiniales; Amoebophryaceae.
CCCCUGCUGCAUAAAACGCCAGGCUUUGUGGAUCCCUACGCACAGGCGUAAAAAGGUAAGCAGAUGAACUACAAAAGAGAGACCGUGCUGUCCUUCCCCAGGUAUUUUCUCCCAUCAAGUGGAAACAAUGAACCCUGUGACGACUCCGUCUCCAGCGCCUAAAGCCGCAGCAGGAGGAUGGCGACCACAGGGUUUGAAGCUCUCUUCGCCGCUGCAACUACUGAGUGGAUUACAAUUUGGCAAAUUAUUAGAACCCCUAAGUGCUCGCCGCAACGAGCAGGAUCCUGCGGCGGGUCCACCUCCUGGUCCUCCAGGCUAUGCACUCAGUGUUGGACUGAGGACGAAUAAUUUUUCUAUAUGUGGCGGAGGAGGAGGCUCGAGUCGUUCCUCGAGUGGUUCGAGUGGUAAUAGUGCUUCGAAUGCAGGCAAUAGCAAUUCGAACGCAGGUAAAAGCAAUGUUAAGGGUCGUUGCAACAGUGCAUUUCUCAGGACUAUUCUUGGCUCUUUUUCAAGUCGAAAUUGACUCAGGGACGAUUUUCUCUGGAAUGCAAGGGCGUAGCCUCUAACAAAGAUGCUGGCGCAGAUCAACAAGGAAGCAACAGCGUGA